AGCGCUAGUCAUCUCAGAGGUGCCCCUAAAUGGAGGCACUGAUUUAAGAAUAAUCGACUCGUCGGCCAGUUAAAACGGCCUUCCGGGGAUGAAGACAUUGGCCUUCGGUUCACUGGUCGAGCUGGUAACCGAUUGGUCGUGGUGUUGGCCGGGCUGGAACCGACCCCUGGACCCAGAUCUUGAGCCGACCCCUGUCAGCCAACCAUGCCGACCAGGGGCAGGGUGCUGCCGCUGUGGUCAGAGCCGCGCGCCACCAACAAAACACCCGGACACAAAGUCGACAGAGUUGUGGGGCAUCAACUUCAACCUUCCAGGGCAGGUGGCUCGCUCUCCGACGACGAGCGGUGCAACCGCGGCCGCCAGCAGAACCCGUUUCUUGACAGCCAGUUCGCUGCCGGACUACGUUGCGAUACAUGCUACCCUGCAAUGUCGACCUUUGCCUUUCUGGACAGCGCUGUCAAUUCUGGAGCUUUCUCAUUGGUCUUGUCUCCCUGGAGACUUUUGUUUUGGAGAUGCCGAAGACAGUCCUCACGCAUUAUGGACUCUCAUGUCAGGCCUGGUCCCCGGUCAUGGCCACAACCGGCACACCCUGUCGAGUGACUUGCAAGGGUUACGGAGGGUGGAUGGACUGUCAUGCCGGUGCUUGCUGCUGGGCUGUAUAUCAACAAUCGUCAACCCCCCAUCACCGUCUCUUCUCUUUCCCCUAUCAUCCAGCUCGCUCUGUUCAGAGGCUCUUUUCCGUUCCAUUCUUAGUCUAACACACCGAGGCAAAGUCAUUCGCUUCUUUUCCUCGCCCUUUCGUUCUUGACAGUUCAUUGUUCAUACUGUCGUUGGCUAGCCCACUUCUCCCCGCUAUAUUUGAGAGCGCUAGUUCCGCUCAGAUACGUUUUCAGACACCAGUCCAUCGUUCCCAGUUCCACCUCAAUUUGAAAACAGAGCACCCCUUCAAUAUGAAGACCACCGUUCAAUUUUUGGCCCUCGCCGCCGGCGUGACGGCA
Molecule: messenger RNA, 998 nt
Organism: Parathielavia appendiculata
Lineage: Eukaryota; Fungi; Ascomycota; Sordariomycetes; Sordariales; Chaetomiaceae
Exons: 1
Coding region: 89-808 (239 amino acids)
Source: RefSeq, a predicted model, not a curated record